CGGUAUCCAGUAAGCAGGUGUUCCCUGAAAUAUUUAGAAAGUCAUCACAUUCUAGCAUUAGAGAAGAAUUUCCCAGAUGCUAUCUAUUGGUGUUCUUUAUGCGAUUUUCAUAUGUCAAACAUUCAACAUGUACGAACUCAUUUCGACACACAUCAACAUUUCCCCGAGGAGCAGGUACUUUUAAAUGGUCGAGGUCCGCUCUGGGAACAGCAUAUGGAAGUGUCAAAGAAUAUCAGUGACCUUCUGAGUCGUCAUGUGUUCGAAAAAUUAGGUCUUUCGAUGUGCUUGGUUCUGGGUGUCUAUCUUGACGACCAAGUUUUUCUCAUUAUAGGUGCUUCCGACGUUCAAUUUUCAACUGAAGUUCCUAUGAGCAUCAAAUUGACAGUGUCGGGUGUACGCGUACGGAUAUCAUGGAGAUGUGAGAAUGGUCUAAAAUACGGCAAAUUGCUUUCUGUAUACACAGCUAUUCGCCCUCAGUUUGCUAGCCUUUGCCGAGUUGUCAGAAAGUGGGCGGAGGUUUCUGGGAUCUAUUCCGUUGAUCGACGACAGGGUGGUCUCACAAGUUACGGUUUUGACUUGAUGGUACUGUACUUUCUUCUGCAGAAAAAUUUGCUACCGUGCUUACAUGAGGGCUUGGCAUAUGGAUCACCUACAGUCGCACAAAAUCGCAAAUUCUUACCACUUCCUUCUACUUUAGUUGCUUUUCAGUUGAAGAAGAUUGGCGUCCUCGAAAAACCAUGGGAUCUGGCUGAAUUGUACGUAGAAUUCUUGUGCUUCUAUGCAUCACGAAUCCAUCAAAACGAAAUAGUACAAGUCUACACUGCAAAGCAAGUCAGCAAAGACCGUAGCCGUUGGAAUAAAAAGUUACUGCAAAUUUCGGAUCCAUUCAGGACUGAUAAUGUGGUUACAUUCACUAAGGCAUAUCAGGUGUACUUCUUCAACUGCUUUCUUAAAUCAUUCCUGUAUUUUGCUAUUCCCCAGACCAUAAAUGGGCCACUUCUAGAUGUCACACUAUAUCAAAAGGUAGGAUUAACCGUGGCCAGAGAUGCAUGCAAAAUGACGAAAAUUAUCGUCCGACAGAUCGCGCAACAUCUGCAGCAAAUGGCCGAAGUUGAUAACGUAUACGCAAUAACUGGUGCUAAAGUGCCUAUUGUAAAAUUUAAUUGGACAAGGCUUGGCGUCGAAGGAGACAUCAGUUAUUAUAACGUGCUAGCCCUGUCGAACACGGAAAUGCUCAAACAGUACUGCUCUUGGGACUGUCGCGUUGCGCCCCUUGGUGUUUGGAUAAAACGGUGGGCGAAAUCUUGCGAUAUCGGUGAUGCGUCUCGUGGGUCCUUGUCCUCAUACGCGUUCAUCAUACUGCUCCUUCAUUACCUCCAAAAUUGUGACCCACCAGUCUUACCGCGCUUGCAAGAGGAUUUCCGAGAUGACAGUAUUCAGCCAGUUGUAGUGGAUAAUUGCGAUGUCUACUUCCAUCGUGAAGUGAUCCCUGAUUGGUCACAGAACCGACAGUCGGUUGGAGAACUAUUCGUCGGUUUCCUCGACUACUAUGCGCGAUUUGAUUUCGGAACGCAGGUCGUCCAAAUCCGACGCAAGAAGCCAUUGUUGAAGAUGGAAAAGGAUUGGAAUCGUUCGCUCUGCAUAGAAGAUCCGUUUGACCUCUGUCAUAAUUUGGGAUCAGGUGUUUCAAGGAAAAUGUUUGUAUUCAUCGUUCGCAACAUUCACAACUCUCGUAAGCUCUUCAUGCUAUCGGAUGUUCGAAGGGCAUUCCUCGAAGGCAGGAAAGUAGUGCUACUUAGAAAAUGCCAGAUGGGUCCAGCGCCUACUGAUCGUCAGUGUCGUAUUUGCCAUCGCAUAGGACACUUUGCAGAAGCUUGCCAGAAGUGA
Haemonchus placei is the source of this 1887-nucleotide messenger RNA. NCBI's taxonomy places the organism in Eukaryota, Metazoa, Nematoda, Chromadorea, Rhabditida, Trichostrongylidae. The record is from the annotation of a GenBank genome assembly.